CUGGUCACAGGCAGCCCUGCGGGCGCUGCUGACGUGGUGCCAGGCACCGGGCUCAUUUCGGAGGGGACACCAGCUGGGAGAGGCUGGCGGAGCUGCGGCUGCGAGAACCAGCGCCCGCUUCUGCAGCAGCCUCCCUCCCUGCCUCCCUCCCUCCUUCCCCCGCCUCCUCCUCCGCCGGCACCGGCCCUGGCUCUCCCCUUCCCACCCCCGAGCUUCGGGAAGGCGGAGGGAGGAAGGGGCCGGCGGGGAGAGCAGAGGGAUGGCAGGGUGCGAGGGGGCGGCGGCUCCCCUCCUGCUCGGGGCACUGUGCCUCUCCGCCGCCGCCUGCUUCCACCUGGUGCACGGCAGGGACAGCGGAGCACCGUGGACCCUGGAGAAGUAUUCUCACCAACCAAGAAUUUUACAUUCUGAUGCUAUUCAGAAAGUCGCAGCAAACACAGAUGUUUCUAAAAUGUGGGAGAAUGAUUUGCGCCCUAUCCUCAUAGAAAGAUACUCAGGAUCACCAGGAAAUUAUGUCGUACGACAGCACAUCAAGCACCGUCUUCAAAGAUUACAGGCUGGUUGGGAAAUUGAAGAAGACACAUUUCAGAGAUACACACCAUAUGGAUAUCAAACAUUUUCAAAUAUUAUCAGCACUCUCAACCCCUCUGCAAAACGCCAUCUAGUACUUGCUUGCCACUACGACUCAAAAUUCUUUGGACAGCAAUGGCAGGAGAGAACAUUUGUAGGAGCAACUGAUUCGGCAGUGCCUUGUGCUAUGAUACUGGAGCUGGCACGUGCCCUGGAUAACAGGCUUCAGUUAAUCAAGACCAGCUCAACGUCAAGACCAGACCUUUCACUUCAGCUCAUUUUUUUUGAUGGUGAAGAAGCCUUUGUCCGGUGGUCCCCUUCUGAUUCCCUCUACGGAUCUCAACACUUAGCUCAAAAAAUGGUAUCUACUCCACAUCCACCUGGUUCAACAACCACAAAUCAGCUGCAGGGCAUAGACCUGCUUGUACUACUGGAUUUAAUUGGUGCACCAAACCCAGUCUUUCCCAAUUAUUUUCCAAACACUAUUCGAUGGUUUCAGAGGCUUCAAGCAAUUGAGCAAGAGCUACACAACAUGAAUCUGUUGAAGGAUCACCUUGUUGAAAGGCAGUAUUUCCAGACUACUUUACAUCGAGGCUUGGUUGAAGAUGACCACGUUCCAUUUUUAUUAAGAGGGGUUCCAGUCCUACAUCUGAUUCCAUCCCCUUUUCCUGCAGUAUGGCAUACCAUGGAGGACACAGAAGAAAACCUUGAUAAAACCACUAUCGACAAUCUCAGCAAAAUCCUGCAAGUGUUUGUACUGGAAUAUCUAAACCUGUGAUAGACAAAAUGGAAACAAAUUGUACUCCAUCCUAAAUACUGUUUUGUCCACCUUCACAUUUGCUGUUUAAUUGCAUUGGAGAGCACUACAGCAAAGCAAAAUAUAAUGAUACCUCUUGCUAGACUGAUUAUUGAUUCAGCUGUUCCUGGCCCAAUGUUCCAUGUAGCCAAACAAGAUAGCAUUAAAUAAUAAUUAGUUUCAGCCUGGAAAGAAUUUGAUCUUUCCAUGUCUUUCCUCUGAAUAAAAAUCCCCAGAAUUUU
Messenger RNA from Chroicocephalus ridibundus (black-headed gull), 1608 nucleotides. RefSeq names its product glutaminyl-peptide cyclotransferase (gene QPCT). The coding region runs from base 260 to 1348 and encodes 362 amino acids. The transcript has 7 exons. NCBI's taxonomy places the organism in Eukaryota, Metazoa, Chordata, Aves, Charadriiformes, Laridae. Gene Ontology annotation, molecular function: glutaminyl-peptide cyclotransferase activity; zinc ion binding. The record is from RefSeq and is a predicted model, not a curated record.